UUUUGGUACGAUAUUUAAAUCGCUUUCAAAUGUGACACAAUAACUCAAUCAAAAUUUCAUUAUAAAAAUUUAACGGAAAAGAUUCAUAAUGAAAAAUACUGGGCUAAUUUUAUUCGUAUGUGCUGGUUUACUGCUUAGUGGCGGUGCAAUUCUCGGUGGAUCGACAGCAUGGAACCUCUUUCGUAUGUCAUAUUACUUCUGGACCACAGACUUGGGAGUUGAACUGGGAGCGAGUGUUCUCUUCCUAUCAGGAGCACUGCUCUGCUUGCCUGCGUGUUGGCUGUCAACUUUAGUACCUUAUUAUCAUAAGUCCAUGAGACUUUUGGCUACGCUUAUGGUAUUAGUGACGGCAGCACUAGUACUGUUAUGUACUGGGAUGUCUUCAAUCAUGGCAUUGUCGAAGGCUACACGGGAUCCGGCAGCGCUUAAUGAAACUAUGUAUAGAUCUCUGUCAGAAGAGGGUGUAGAUCCCGCUGUGAAAAGCGCUUUUACAGCUAUGCAAAUUGAACUAAAGUGCUGUGGCGUUCAGCAUCAUACAGACUGGCUGCUUCAUCGUCGUAAUUUACCACCUGCAUGUUGCGGUCGUUUAGGUUUAGGGAAGGAAAGUGAUCGAUGUGUGUAUCCGAUUUACACCAAGGGCUGCCUGCAACCAGCCAUCAGAGAACUACGUCUAUAUGUCAAUUCGCUUACCGUUGUUGCGUGUGGAAUAAUCGUUGUUAUGGCUAUAACCCUAUUUGCAACAUCGUACACACUGGUCUCGGGAGUAGUGGAGCAUGCCAAUAAAUCCCUCCAGCCAAUGCGCGUUGCCUAUCUUACAAACUCUCCAGCGUUCCUUAACAAUGCCAACGCCAGGAAUUUCGUUCCAGCUAUUUCCCCUCCUGCUCAAAAUCUGAAUCAGAACAUUUAUCCAUCUCUCGUGGCCCCCACUAACCCAGCCUUUUGUCCUAGUUAAAUUUUAGUUCUAAUAUUUAUUCUUUUGCAUUUUAUUUAGCUAUUUUUAUACAAAAUUAUAUUUCAAAACAGUCUUGGUUGAUCUCGGUAUAUACCUUGAGAGUUGUAAUAAAAAUGCAUCAUAUGUGGA
Pieris brassicae (large cabbage white) is the source of this 1081-nucleotide messenger RNA. RefSeq names its product tetraspanin-9-like. Lineage: Eukaryota; Metazoa; Arthropoda; Insecta; Lepidoptera; Pieridae. Gene Ontology annotation, cellular component: membrane. The transcript is spliced from 6 exons. The coding region runs from base 89 to 952 and encodes 287 amino acids. The record is from RefSeq and is a predicted model, not a curated record.